UACUCCCAGCAUUCCUCGCGAGAGAAGAAUCAGUGUGAAAACCCCCGGCCAACCCGGAGCCCCGGGGGUCACGUGACGCUGUGAUUGCAGGCAGCAGACAGGAAUUCGUAAAACAGCUGCCUACUACAAAGCACAGUGGACCGGGGGAUGGAUCUGGGUGUUAAAGAUUUUGAGGAUGUGGCCAUGUACUUUUCGGAGGAGGAAUGGCGCACACUAGGGGAAGGACAGAAAAAUCUUUACAAAGAUGUGAUGAUGGAGAAUUACCAGGCUCUAAGCUCCCUUGAAAAUGCCUGCAGAAAGCCACAAAUGAUCUGUAAAGCAGAGCGAGGGAAGGAGCCGACUGCAAAGAGUCAGCUGCAAUGUGAGGAGGAGACCCCAAUGGCUUGCAUCAUUGUGAGGCCUGAAAUGGUGGCGAAUCUUCCAGAACUACUGACAGAUGAUGAAUUAUCAGACUGUAUCUACCUGGAAAUGGACUCUGACUCAGAUACUGAGCAAGAAAGAAAGUCGCAUGUGACCGACACUGGACAACAUAAAGAUAAAAAUUACUCAGACGCUGUGUUUGUGAAGCGUGAGCGCAUCUCUGCAUCAGAAGAGAAAGAGACGAGUCUGAGCGAUCCAGCACUGUAUGACGACGAUGAUUCUUCAGACUGUAUGUAUGUGGAGCCUGACAGUCUCUCGGAAUCGGAAGAGAAGAAGGAAACAGGGGUGAGACAUCCUGUGAACUAUGAGGAUGAUGAUGAAGAUGACAUUGAUUUUGAUGAUGACGAUGAUGAAGAGGAGGAGGAGGAGGAGGAUGACGAUGAUCACUUUUCAGACUGUUUCUGUGUGGAUCCAGAACCGGUUCACAAGAUCGAAUGGAAGGAAAAGGUGAAAAUUAAGGAAGAAUUCAAAGAGGAGAAGAUUUCUUCCACGGAUGUGAAGACCACAAAAGGCAACGAUACCCAGCCAAUGAAUGUUGGAGGUGUUGCUGAAAUUGAGUGGAUAGUAGAAGAUGUGGUCACCCCAUUGCCCCAACAAGACCCAUCCAGCAAGGCAGAGGUAAACUACUGGUUUGUGAAGAGGGUGGCAACAAACAACCACAAUGACAGGUCCUCCCAUUCCCCUCGUGGUCAGGAUCAGCAGUCGUCUCACACCAACCCAUCUGUAAAAGAGCACCGUACUAAGCAAAUAACUCCUAGAGACUUGCGCUUCAUUUGCCCCGUGUGUCCAGAAACAUUUGAGGGUGUUUCAGAAUUCUUUGAGCAUCAGAAAAUCCAUGACAAUGUUUGUCCAGAAUGUGGGGAACAGUUUUCCGAUAAGUCGUCACUUGAAGGGCAUCUGUUACUGCACCUGGAAGACAACAUACGCAUAUGUGAGGAGUGCGGUCAGUGUUUUGGCACGCAGACAGAGUUGGAUACCCACAUGAGGACCCACAAAGGAGAUAAGCAAUGGCCGUGCAACCAGUGCGGCAAAUGCCUUUACUCCAAGUCUGGUCUCGACAGGCACCGGCUCAUCCAUAUACGAGAUAGACUUGUACCUUGUCCGCAGUGCGGCAAAUGUUUUGCCAAACAGUCAAACUUCGAAAUGCACUUGCGUCUCCACGCUGGUGAAGAGCUGUACCCGUGUACUCUGUGCGAAAAACUCUUCCCCUCAAAAGCUGCAUGUGAAAGGCACAUCAGAGCCCACACCAUGGAGCGCCCCCACGCCUGCCCAGAAUGUGGCAAGAGGUUCCUGUAUAACGGCUGUCUGAUUAAACACAUGCGCGUUCAUACAGGGGAAAAACCGUUCGUCUGCAAUCUAUGUGGGAGACGGUUUGCCCAAAGCUCGAGUCUUAACAGCCACCGGCGGCUACAUGAGGAUGAAAAGCCUUUUGUUUGUAAGGCAUGUCAGAAGUGCUUUAGCAAGAAAUUCAAUUUUGAGAUGCACAUGAAAAUUCAUGCCAAGGAAAGGCUGAUCGAGCAAUUGGCUCGACUGAAAUGUGACAGUGGUGAUAAGACCCUGGCCCUUUCUGGGGAGGCGGAUAAUUCUAAACCCGCUAAUGAUGCUCUGUUUACUGAGAAGACUGCUAUGGACAUCAAGGUGCCGAACGUUGGUGUUUCUGCCAGUGAAAGCACUAGUAGAGAUGUUGGCAAGAUUCCCGUUUUAGAUAUCUUGCUUGGGGGUAGGCCCACCAGAGAUAUCGUGUUAGACAAAACUCCAGUUAACGAUGCCUCCCUUAAGUCUAAAGAUGUCACUCUUAAUGACGUAUCUUUAAGAGAUGCUACUGGUGCACCACCCAUUAAAGAAUCCUUGUUGGGUGAGGGCUUUAUAAGAGAUGGUUUAUUAGGCAACAAACCAGAUACAAAUGUCUCGUUAAGUAAUGCAUCCAUAAGCUAUAUUUUACCUAGCGACAGGCCCAGAACAGGUGUCUCCUUGAAUGAAAACGUAUCUAUAGAUGUCUCUCUUAGUGAGUCAUCUAUGACCGAUGAAUCAUUUGACGAGAUGUCCGCCGACGAUGACCUCCUAAACGAGGAGCCGUGGAAAUCAAAGCCAGAGGAACGUCCGCACAUCUGUGCUGAGUGCGGGAAGAGCUUCCUCUCCAGCGGCUGCCUGGUCAAGCACAUACGGACCCACACGGGAGAGAAGCCUUUCGGCUGCCCGGACUGUGGAAAACAUUUUGCACAGAGGUCUACGCUCAACUGCCACAUUAAAAUUCACACAGGCGAACGCCCCUUUUUGUGCCCGCUAUGCGGCAAAGGUUUCACUAGCCAGUCCCACGUUUCCCGCCACCAGGCAGUUCACCGGGCAGGCCAAUUCUCAUGUAACGGGUGCGGGAAAGAGUUUACAGUGAAGUCUUAUUUGUUAAAGCACCAAAGGAGGACAAACUGUGCUAAAAAACUCUGACUUUCACCUUUUACCUUUCUUUUCUUUUUUAAAUAUAGUUUACUUUUGUUAAUAUCUGUGUUUUCUGUUUUUUAUUCAAUGAACCAUUUUCAAAAUGUUUUUGCCUAUUUAUCUAUGGACCGAUUCGGUGCCUGGUUUAACGAUUAAAAUGUAAUGUGUUCAGGUGC
Molecule: messenger RNA, 3029 nt
Organism: Rana temporaria (common frog)
Lineage: Eukaryota; Metazoa; Chordata; Amphibia; Anura; Ranidae
Product: zinc finger protein 726-like
Exons: 11
Coding region: 148-2862 (904 amino acids)
Biological process (GO): negative regulation of transcription by RNA polymerase II
Molecular function (GO): DNA-binding transcription repressor activity, RNA polymerase II-specific
Source: RefSeq, a predicted model, not a curated record